AGGAGCUCAAUCAGUCAGGUAUACAAUAUCAACUUUGGCUUACAAGAAGUUCCUGUGUACUGUCACAUGGGAGAUUUUGGAUGCGGCGGUGGAGGUUGGACUCUAGCAGUGAAAAUAAACGGAUACAAGGUAUGCUACAGAUCAGUGAUAUAUUUCAGCUGGUAGUAAACAUAACAAUACCGGAUCCACGGAGAAGUCUGGGACUGUCCUACCUCCGAAUCCUCUCUCAAGCCCCCUGGGGCUAAUUUAUUUCAAGCGCGUUGGGGAGGGAGGGGGUAGCCAAAAUUGGCCUAAAUGUGUCUCGAAAAAAAGCUGGGAACGGCAUUGAAGAAAAUAUCUUCUGGCAUCCAUCUUCCUCUUCCUUAGCCUGAAUGAUAAUCAGAACGAUUUCUUUGGCAUUAAAUUUCAGAGGACGUUCCACUAUGAUUCUUUUCUGUGGAGCGACACAAACACAUACAACGUUGCAGGGGGAAAAACUGGCUUUGACAUGGAAGAGACCAAGUUGCCUUCCUAUUGGGCCACACCCUUCACAAGGGUCUGUCUCGGCAUGAGAAUUGGCCAGCAGGUAAAGUUCGUUCCGGUUGACAUGAAAGCCAGCUCUCUGCACUCUCUGAUCGCGGGUGGUGUCUUCCAGGCGACCUCUUUGGGUCGUGACAAGUGGAAAUCGCUGAUUGGCUCAUAUGCCUCCUUGCAGGCUGGCUGCAAUCGAGAAGGCUUCAAUGCAGCAGCCAGUCAAAGCGAUUCGGCCAAAGCAAGAAUUGGUAUUCUUGGAAAUGACCAGCGAGAUUGCAUUACUUGUGAUUCUAGGAUUGGGUUUGGCACAGGAGGUCAGACUGAUGAUUCCAACACUUGCGGGAACAACGCUCCGAACGGAUUCACGUCUGAUAACGGAGGAAAAAACAUUAAAGCCAUGGGAUAUAUAUUAGUUCAGUAG
Molecule: messenger RNA, 934 nt
Organism: Porites evermanni
Lineage: Eukaryota; Metazoa; Cnidaria; Anthozoa; Scleractinia; Poritidae
Source: the annotation of a GenBank genome assembly